Messenger RNA from Meloidogyne enterolobii, 309 nucleotides. The record is from the annotation of a GenBank genome assembly. Lineage: Eukaryota; Metazoa; Nematoda; Chromadorea; Rhabditida; Meloidogynidae.
AUGCCUUCAACAUCAGAUGAAUCGAAAGAGAAUAACAAUCCAAAUAAUGAACAUCAACUAAAUAAAUAUGCUCCAAGACAACCAUGGAGCGAUUAUUUUAUUUGGUUACAAGAGAAUAUGCAAAAAUUUAUUGACAAAUAUGGAAAAAUAGAUUAUCUUCGACAUGCAAUUACUGAAUGGCAAAAUAUGCCUGUUAAAGAAAAAUUAAUUUGGGCAAAAAAAUCAGAAAAAGACAAGAGAAGAUACCAACGUGAAGUUGUUGAAUAUUACAAAUUGAAAUAUCAAAAUGUGGAAGAACAAGUUGAAUAA